This is a messenger RNA of Nipponia nippon (crested ibis), 1431 nucleotides long. RefSeq names its product dendrocyte expressed seven transmembrane protein (gene DCSTAMP). The record is from RefSeq and is a predicted model, not a curated record. Gene Ontology annotation, cellular component: cell surface; endoplasmic reticulum membrane. NCBI's taxonomy places the organism in Eukaryota, Metazoa, Chordata, Aves, Pelecaniformes, Threskiornithidae.
AUGCGAAUGUUUGUCUCAAUAGCCCAGAAUGCCUGGGGAAUUUUUAGAUCUGAAAGGAAGCCUGGCUGGAAGUAUCUGAUGCAGCUUUUUGCAGUUUGCUCUGCAGUUGGCUUCCUCUCAAGCUUUCUCUUAUUCCUUGGCAUGCACUUCUCCCUGGCACAUCACCCUUUGGGUCCCUUAUUGAUUUCUGGAUUCAUCUGGAUCUCGCUUUCUAUCGCGCUCUCCUGUUGCAAGCACCUGCGCUGUUUUAGUGUCCUGUUCCUUCUUUCUUGCGGACUGCGAAAUGGCAGGGAUGCUCUUAUUACUGCUGGCACAGGCAUCGUAGUGGCCGGCCACAUCCAAAAUAUUUUUCAUAACCUAAAGGUUCUGGCAGACAGUAUAACCUGUCAUUUGGAGUAUGAGCAAUUUGCCUUGAUAAAAUAUUAUGUUGAGGCAGUAAAAUGGAUUUACGAGGCAGCCAAGCUUUCCACUGAACUAUCUAAAUAUAUAGUGUUCCUAAGGCACGAAUUCACACCAUCUUACUCAAUUUCAGAUGAUGCAUUAAAACAAGAGCUAAAUGACACAAGGCAAGAAAUCCAGAGAGUUGCUAACCAGAUAUCUUUUAUGCUGACUAUACUGCCCUAUAUAGGCCAGAAAGUACUGCCUGUAGUGGGGAUUUUUCUAGCUUCUUUUGGAACUGGCCUCUUUAUCAAAAAAUUUGUGGGGUCUCACAGUGCCAAAUUUAAGAAUACUUAUAUCACUAAAGAGUUCAUUGUGUUUGAUGAGCACCAAAAGCAACAGCAAAGACCCUGCCUUCUGCCACUUAACAGAAAAGAAAGAAAAGAUUAUGUGACAAUCCCAUCUUUCUGCCUCACAAGGAAGGACAGAAAAAACAUGCAGUAUUUUUUUCUCCCUGUAAUUAUUCAUCUUUGCAUCUGGCUUCUGUUUGCUGCAGUAGAUUAUUUAUUUUAUUGGUUAAUUAUUUCUGUGAACAAACAUCUCCAAGGAGUACCGGAUCUAGAGAUUCAACUCAGCCUCUUUCAGCAAAGGAAUGAGAACAGCUUUAUCAUUGGCAUGAGAGAGCAUAUUGCAAAGACUGAUCCUUUCAAGAUCUCUCUGUUUAAGCAUGACUGCAUCCCUCAGCCAGAGCUCAGUCUCUCCACAACAUGGAUCCAGCUUGGAGUCAUCAUCUUCUUCUUAAUCAUUUUUGGGUUAUUCUCUGGCUUCCUGACCCAACUUAAAAUACUCGUGUCAACUUCAUUUUAUCCUGACACUGAGAUGAAACGGAUACAAUAUUUGCAUGCAAAAUUACUCAAGAAAAGAGCAAAGCUACAAGGGAAAACUGAGAAGAAUGGGUUUGCUAGAACGGUCAACUUUUGGUUUCCAAUACUCAAGGCAAGAGAGGCAGUGAGAAAGAAAGAAAGGACUGUGGCAAAUGACAACAUGGUGUGA